AUGCUUGGUUUUUCUAACGCUGGAAUACCUGAUAAAUCAUGGCAGCCGCCUGUUGCUGUGUUAGAAACAACUAUGGGCCCGGUGGUUGUGGAGAUGUACUGGAAACACGCACCAAUAACAUGUCGAAAUUUUAUGGAAUUGGUUCGCCGCGGUUACUACAACAAUACCAAAUUCCACAGAGUCAUAAGGGAUUUUAUGAUACAAGGAGGUGAUCCUACUGGUACGGGGAAGGGUGGCCAAUCUAUAUAUGGACCGACGUUUGAUGAUGAAAUUGCAUCAGACUUGAAGCACACUGGAGCCGGAGUGUUAUCUAUGGCAAAUGCUGGACCCGACUCUAAUGGGUCUCAGUUCUUUAUCACGUUAGCUCCUACGCAGUGGCUUGAUGGAAAGCACGCAAUCUUUGGUAGAGUCCAGUCUGGGAUGGCUGUAGUGAAGAGAAUAGGUUUAGUUGAGUGUGACAAAAAUGAUUGCCCAGUUGAUGAUGUCAAAAUAGAUAAGGCAUACAUCCCGAAAUAG
This is a messenger RNA of Spodoptera littoralis (African cotton leafworm), 516 nucleotides long. NCBI's taxonomy places the organism in Eukaryota, Metazoa, Arthropoda, Insecta, Lepidoptera, Noctuidae. The record is from the annotation of a GenBank genome assembly.